AUGGCUCUCAUCGACAGAGUUCCCGGGGACUUGGAUCUCUACAUCGGUGGCAUGUUCACUCUUCGACGACGUGAAGCAUUGCAGCAGGCAAAUAUAACACAUGUUCUCUCUGUGUUGCGAACGCCACUAGAUCAGGAGCUCUUUUCACCGUUCAAGCACCAUGUCGUGGAAGUUGACGACGUCGAGGAUGAAAACCUGUUAGAACAGUUCCCUGCUACCAAUCAGUUCAUCCAAGAAGGGCUUGAUGGUGGUGGCGGAGUUUUGGUACAUUGCGCAAUGGGUAAAUCGCGAUCCGCCACGGUUGUUAUCGCCUACUUGAUGCAGAAGCACAACAUCACUCCCUUAGAAGCAUUAUCCCAUGUUCGGCAAGCCCGAUCAAUCGUCGAGCCAAACGAAGGAUUCUGGAAGCAGCUCGAGCUAUAUGGCGAUAUGCAGAUGCCCGAGAAUGUCGAAGAGACCCCAGCCUAUCAACGUUGGGUCUAUCAACGGCAGCUUGAGCUGAGUCGUGCAUGUGCGCAAGCCCCUGAGGCUGACAAGAUCCGAUUCGAAGACGAGCACGUCACAGAGCAGACGUCUGGCUUUGAAAUGAGGUGUCGUAAAUGCAGCAGACGACCACUUGCAACAUCGCAAUAUCUCACAUCGCACAGCCAAGACACGUCGAAGACCAAAUGUGCGCACUACUUCGUCGACCCUCUAUCCUGGAUGCGCCCCGAACUUGAACAGGGCAAGCUGGAAGGUCGGAUCGAAUGUCCGAACUGCCAUUCUAACGUAGGAAAGUAUGCGUGGCAGGGAAUGCAGUGCAGCUGUGGAGACUGGAUGGUGCCGGGGAUCAGCCUUGCCAAGGGAAGAAUCGACGAAGCAAGAAAAGGUGGAGUCAGUAGCAUCCGUCGCCCACCAGGAGCCCCCGGAGCCCCUCUUCCAAAUCAAAACGCGGGACUAGAGAACUUGUGA
Molecule: messenger RNA, 951 nt
Organism: Didymella exigua CBS 183.55
Lineage: Eukaryota; Fungi; Ascomycota; Dothideomycetes; Pleosporales; Didymellaceae
Product: phosphatases II
Exons: 4
Coding region: 1-951 (316 amino acids)
Biological process (GO): protein dephosphorylation
Cellular component (GO): nucleus
Molecular function (GO): protein tyrosine/serine/threonine phosphatase activity
Source: RefSeq, a predicted model, not a curated record